Molecule: messenger RNA, 5480 nt
Organism: Leucoraja erinaceus (little skate)
Lineage: Eukaryota; Metazoa; Chordata; Chondrichthyes; Rajiformes; Rajidae
Product: kelch-like protein 24
Exons: 7
Coding region: 231-1985 (584 amino acids)
Molecular function (GO): protein binding
Source: RefSeq, a predicted model, not a curated record
AUUAAACACCAAGCGCUGUUCCAAUGAAUUGAGCGAGGCGUGUGUCAAUGUAUUGUCGUAUACACAAUAUAACAGCAACAUCACAGCUGAGCCCCGCAAACACUCACUCACUCACCCAGCCGGCUGCGAGCAGAGCCAUUUUAACGAGCGUGGAGCGUGGAGCGUGGAGCGUGUAGCGUGGAGCGUGGAGCUUGGAGCGUGGAGCGUGGAGCGUGUCUCGGCAAUCGGUCAUGGGGCUUGGCUGCACCAUUGGGGAAGGUAAAUCCAGGGAGCCUGAAACCGGCAUCAGGGCAGCCGGCACGGAGCUACUGGGUGUCCUGUUGUCCGAAACGGAGCCCCGCCAUGCCGAGGACAUCCUGAAACACAUGCACAUCUUCUGCCAGCGCAGACUCUUCACGGACGUGGUCCUCCUGGUGGAGGGGAGGGAGUUCCAUUGCCACCGAGCCGUCCUCUCGGCCAACAGCAUCUACUUCUGGACCAUGUUCUGCAUUGGACUCAACGAGAGCCACCAGGACACGGUGGGCAUCAAGGGGGUCUCGGCAGACACCAUGGACUGCGUGUUGGACUACAUGUACGGGGGCUCCAGGGCCAUUCUGGAGGACAACGUGCAGAGCCUGUUGGAGGCAGCUGACCUCUUCCAGAUGACGGGCCUCCGGGGCAACUGCGAGAGGUUCCUGGAGGAGCAGCUGGACCCAUGCAACUGCCUGGGCAUUCUGAGCUUUGCCCACAGCUACUCCAUCCCGGCCUUGCUGGACAAGAGCCGCAGGCUUCUGCUGGAGAGCUUCGCCGAGGUGAGCCAACACGAAGAGUUCCUGGACAUGCCCAAGGGCGACUUGCUGGAGCACCUGUCCAGCGACCUGCUGGCCGUGGCCCGCGAGGAGACCGUCUACGAGGCCGUCAUGCGCUGGGUCAGGCACGACGUGGACACCAGGGAGGGCGCCCUGCCGGAGCUGCUGGAACUGGUUCGAAUCCCCCUCCUGGAUCCCAUCUACUUUGUCGAGAACGUCGAGGUGGACCAGUUGAUCCUGAAAUCCAAGAAGUGCUUUCCCUUACUGCAAGAGGCAAGGAAGUUCCACAUCUUCGGCAACGAGAUAUCGACUCCCAGGACAAGACCACGCAAGUUUUCCAGCGUGGCCGAGGUGAUCCUGGUGGUGGGCGGCUGUGAUCGCAAAGGCCGAGCAUCGUUGCCAUACACCGAACGGUACAACCCGACCUCCGGCAGCUGGGCGCAGCUGGCCAGGUUACCCGACUACACCAAGUAUGAGUUUGCUGUUUGCACUCUGAAGAACGACAUCUUCCUCUCAGGUGGGCAUCUGUACAGCAAGGAUGUGUGGAUGUACAACUCUCUGCUCAACGUCUGGCUCAGGGUGGCUCCUUUGAAUAAAGGAAGAUGGCGGCAUAAAAUGGUGGCCUUACACGGCAAGCUCUAUGCGGUGGGCGGCUUCAACGGUUUUAGCCGUAUGUCGAGUGUCGAAUGCUACAAUGCGGCCCAGAACCGCUGGACCUUCCAGGCUCCGUUACUGGAAGCUGUGAGCUCGGCGGCCAUUACCACCUGUUUAAACAAAGUCCAUGUCAUCGGGGGAGCUCUGAACGAUAAGAAGAAUUCCAACAAGGUACAAAGCUACGACCCACUGCAAGAUGAAUGGAUGAUUACGAGCUCCACUCCGUUUGCUCAGCGCUGCAUUAACGCCGUCAGCCUGAACGACACGUUCUACGUCAUGGGCGGCCUCAUGGAGUGCGUGUACAAGUACGAUCCACCACAAGACGUCUGGACGAUAUUGAUGCAUAUCCCAGGACCACUGGAGAACAGCGGACUGACGGUGUGCGAAGGGAUGCUCUACAUCUUGGGGGGCAAGGACGCGAUGGCGGAGGGCACGGACCGCGUGCUGUGCGUGGACCCCGUCUCCGGCGAGCUGAGCCACGUGUGCAACAUGCCGCGGUGUGUCAGUUACCACGGCUGCGUCACCAUCCACCAGCAGGUGUGAUAUAGCCGCUGCUGACAUCUCGUCCCCCUCUCCGGACAAUCGGAGGUGACGCCAAGGCAUCCACCCCCCAUCCUGUUACAAGCCGGGCCGUUGGGGAGGAUUUAGUCAUAGAGUGAUACAGUGUAGAAACAGGCAACAGACAAUAGGUGCAGGAGGAGGCCAUUCAGCCCUUCGAGCCAGCACCGCCAUUCAAUGUGAUCAAGGCUGAUCAUCCCCAAUCAGCACUUCUCCCCAUAAUCCCCUGACUCCGUUAUCUUUAAGAGUGCUAUUUAGCUCUCUCUUGAAAGCAUCCAGAGAACCGGCCUCCACCGCCCUCUGAUGCAGAAAAUUCCACAGACUCACAACUUCUCUGUGCGAAAAAAUAUUUCCUCGUCUCUGCUCUAAAUGGCCUUACCCCUUAGUCUUAAACUGUGGCCCCUCGUUCUGGACUCCCCCAACAUCAGGAACAUUUUUCCUGCCUCUAGCGUAUCCAUACCCUCAAUAAUCUUAUAUGUUUCAAUAAGAUACCCCCUCACCCUUCUAAACUCCAGAUACAUGGAUAGGACAGGAUUGGAGGGAUAUGGACCAAGCGCAGGCAGAUGGGACUAGUGUAGCUGGGACAUGUUGGCCGGUGUGGGCAAGUUGGGCCGAAGGACCUGUUUCCGCACUGUAUCACUCUAUGACUCUAUAGGUUCUAAGAGCAGAAUUAAGCCAUUCGGCCCAUCAAGUCUACUCCGCUAUUCAAUCAUUGCUGAUGCACCUUUCCCUCUCAAUUAUCCCCUGACACCUGUACGAAUCUAGAAAGGAAAGACUACACGAGGCUGAAUGGCCAAAUUCUGCUCUUAUGAUCUUAUGAUCUACGGGGCUAACUGUGACAUGCCUCGCCAGCAUAGAAUAUAUUUCAGAAGUAUCUUCUGUAUGUGCUCAAAACUGUGAAGUGUUACGUCUUAAAUUUUAAGUUUUAAGUCUUUUUAAAUAACGUUAGUGUUGGUUUGGUACCUCAUUGCAUAUUAAUCCCACAUGUGAACAAGAUUUUUUUUUUAAUGGCGAAUACUGGCCCUGUGGUUUGCGGGUCUUCACCGCCCCCCUAGGGGGCGCUCUCUGCCCUCGCUGGUUCCGCGUCAUUCAUCUUCAGCUGAGGAUAGACCGGGUGAAGAGCCCAGGGCGGCCCGGUUGACGAUGAAGAUUUCAGCUGCAUCGCAAACGAUACACGUAUAACGGUGGCGCGGCGGUAGAGUUGCCGCCAAACGGUGCUCACCGCCGCACCGGAGACCUGGGUUCGAUCCCAACGAGUUUGUACGUUCUCCCCGUGGGUUUUCCGGCUUUAGGGCAGCACAACAGCAUAGCUGCUGCCUUACGGUGCUCACACAGCGCCAGAGAUGGGGGGUUCGAUCCCGACUACGGGCGCUGUCUGUACGGAGUUAGGACGUUCUCCCCGUGACCUGCGCGGGUUUUCUCCGAGAUCUUCAGUUUCCUCCCGCACUCCAAAGACGUACAGGUUUGUAGGUUAAUCAGCUUGGUAUGAGUGUAAAUUGUCCCUAGUGUGUGUAGGGUAGUGUUAGUGAGUGGGGAUCGCUGGUCGGUGUGGACUCGGUUUAUCUCGGAACUAAACCAAUCCAAAUCGCACAACCUCCCACUUUGUAACCAAAUGAACCACCUACUGAGCCUAACAACUGAGCCACAUCUGCUGUUGAAGAUCAAAACCCUUUAGUCGUUGAAGUUAGCGGAAUAAAAUCUGAGUAAUGUGUUAAUUUUUUUGUUGUGAGCUUUCUGUUGCUGUGUCGACGAGUCCACCACUGAUUUUUUCGCUUCCUUUAACCCGGCCAAAGAGACCCCGGUUCGAUCCGGACGACGGGCGCUGUCUGUCCGGAGUUUGCACGUUCUCCCCGUGGGUUUUCUCCGGGAUCCCCGGUUUCCUCCCACAUUUCAAAGACGUGCAGGUUUAUAGAUGAAUUGACAUUGUAUAAAUGUGCAAAUUGUCCCUGGAAGUGUGCAGGAUAGCGUUAGUUAGAGUGCGAGGAUCGCUGGCCGAAGGGUCCUGUUUCCCUCGCUGUAUCUCAAAACGAAAAGAAACUAUGAGAGCACACUUGAAAAUCCUCCCCCUCAAAUUCCCACAGAAAAUGUGUGGCGUAGGCCGGAUGCGGAGGCCGAUCUCGACCUCAUCGGGACUUCCGCGGCCGAUCGGCGGGUGGAAUCUGCCCCCCCCCCCCCCCCCCCCCCCGCGUCCGGGGCUCCGGAACUCCAGCACGGGCUGAGCCGGCAGAUUCGUUCCCAUAGCCGACUUCCGAGGCCGACAUUGCAGGCCGGUGUCUCGGCCCCACCGGCGGCCUAGCGGGAACGUCCCAGUACCGUUGGACUCCUCCGGGAGGCCAUGACCUCGGUUUUUCCGGCAAUACGGAUAAUCCGGCUCUGGAACCAAGGGUGCCGGAAAAUGGGUGGUGGACCUGUACAUAACCAUAUUGUUUUUGUUAUCAGUGAACGAAUGAAGGAAGGAACAUACAGAUCCAAAUAAACCUGUUCUGUGUUAAAAGCUCUUUGCAGUGUCUUGGAAUAAGUUCACCUGGAGAGCGACUAAAAUUCUCACGUUUAAGAAAAAACUGCAGAUGCUGGGACAAUCUGAGGUUGACAAAAAUGCUGGAGAAACUCAGCGGGUGAGGCAGCAUCUAUGGAGCGAAGGAAUAGGUGACGUUUCGGGUCGAGACAUAGAAACAUAGAAAUUAGGUGCAGGAGUAGGCCAUUUGGCCCUUCGAGCCUGCACCGCCAUUCAAUAUGAUCAUGGCUGAUCAUCCAACUCAGUAUCCCGUACCUGCCUUCUCUCCAUACCCCCUAAUCCCUUUAGCCACAAGGGCCACAUCUAACUCCCUCUUAAAUAAAGCCAAUUAACUGGCCUCAACUACAUUCUGUGGCAGAGAGUUCCAGAGACCCUUCUUCAGACACGAAACGUCACCGAUUCCUUCGCUCCAUAGAUGAUCUGGCAUUUUUGUCUACCUAAAAUUCUUAUGUGUCAUUGGGCAUUAGAUAAUAGACAAUAGGUGCAGGAGGAGGCCAUUCGGCCCUUCGAGCCAGCACCACCAUUCAAUGUGAUCAUGGCCGAUCAUCCACAAUCAGUACCCCGUUCCUGCCUUCUCCCCAUAUCCCGUGACUCCGCUAUCUUUCAGAGCCCUAUCUAGCUCUUUCUUGAAAGUAUCCAGAAAACCGGCCUCCACCGCCCUCUGAGGCAGAGAAUUCCACAGACUCACCACUCUCUGUAAGAAAAAGAGUUUCCUCGUCUCCGUUCUAAAUGGCUUACUCCUUAUUCUUCAACUGUGGCCCCUGGUUCUGGACUCCCCCAACAUCGGGAACAUGUUUCCUGCGUGUCCAAACCCUUAAUAAUCUUAUAUGUUUCAAUAAGAUCCCCUCUCAUCCUUCUAAACUCCAGAGUGUACAAGCCCAGCCGCUCCAUUCUCUCAGCAUAUGACAGUCCCGCCAUCCCGGGAAUUAACCUUGUAAACCUACGCUGCACUCCCUCAAUAGCAA